This is a messenger RNA of Trypanosoma conorhini, 816 nucleotides long. Its product is annotated as NADH:ubiquinone reductase (H(+)-translocating). Bases 1 to 816 code for a protein of 271 amino acids. Gene Ontology annotation, biological process: mitochondrial respiratory chain complex I assembly. Gene Ontology annotation, cellular component: membrane. The transcript has a single exon. Lineage: Eukaryota; Euglenozoa; Kinetoplastea; Trypanosomatida; Trypanosomatidae. The record is from RefSeq and is a predicted model, not a curated record.
AUGACGAGCGUCCUCACGUAUGGCGCGGUGGGGAAGAACCCCAUGGCGCAGAAGUAUGGCCAGAUGGCGGCCGCCGCCUCUCUUUGUGGUACAAAGAAUUUUGUGUACACCAAGUGUCACGAUGACCCCCACGCCUUUCCGCGUCAUCACCACCGCCAGAGUGAUGUGCCCUGGAAAGACUCCUUCACGUGGAAUAGGUUCCGCUGGUGGAUUCAUGACCUCCGCAUGUUUGGACUUUGGGGUGCAUUCCGACGGCAUUACUACAUUGGCGAACCUUGGCGCCGGAAGGAUGAAAAGAUUUUUGUCGGCAAGGAUGAGAACGGAAACAAGUACUGGCUUACACGCCGCAGCCAGGGCGGCUUCACCGUCCGCAUGGUAGAACCCGUGGAUCCCCACUGGUUUCGUGGGCAGGCUCCACACACGGCCUCACCUAUGUGGCUGAAAUGGUUGCAAGGCAACGCCGCCCACACCCCGGCCCAAGUCAAGGCGAGAGGAGAAUGGGGUCACAACUCCCGACUCGGCAUGCCGCUGCCGUUCAAUGUUAAGUACGAUGAGUUUUCCCCCAUCAAUGCUGGUGAAAUCUUCUCACGUGACCCCAUGUGGGUGUCUGCGCCUGGCUUGCUAGUAAACCCAGAGCGACGUGCUUUAGAGGAGGCUGGUUACUCCCGUUGGGUGAUUAACAAGGGAAUGCCAUUGUAUAUGCCUUUCUGUGGUGUACACGAUUACCCAGAUGAACUUGUAGAAGAAUAUUAUAGGGGACAAUGGGCCUUUGGGCGCGCCAGCAAAGGCAACGAUCAUGAUGAAUGGAGAAACUAG